Molecule: messenger RNA, 228 nt
Organism: Echinostoma caproni
Lineage: Eukaryota; Metazoa; Platyhelminthes; Trematoda; Plagiorchiida; Echinostomatidae
Source: the annotation of a GenBank genome assembly
AUGGGGAAAGAUUUCUACAAGAUUUUAGGCAUCAACAAAGGGGCAGAUGACGAUGAAAUAAGAAAAGCUUACCGGAAAAUGGCACUCCGAUAUCAUCCAGAUAAAAAUAAAUCACCUAACGCAGAGGAAAAGUUCAAAGAAAUCGCAGAAGCUUACGAGGUAGGUGCUGAUUUUCUGUAUAAGUGUUUCAGGUGGUCCACCGCCUGCGCAGGCCGUUAUGCGAAUUAG